UCCAUCUGUUGGGCUGAACACAAGUCAGGGAAUACAAAUCAACCUACACAGCACAGGAGAAAUACAGAAAGGCAAGGAAAGAGAAAAUUCUUCAAAUACAGGCUGCAUUCUGUAACUAGCAUUUAUUGUCGGCGUGUCUAAUUUUUUAUUUUGAAGGUUAAUAAUUUUAAAAAUAUUCAUAUUCACUUGGAAACAAUUCAGUGAUGAAAUUAAGCGUGGGGAUAUUUUUUGGAGGCUUCUUUGGGGCGCUGGGAGUUUUGCUUUUUUUGGUGGCCUUUGGGACAGACUACUGGCUUCUGGCUACAGAAGUUGAAAGAUGUUCAGGAGGUCCAAACAAUACUAGGGAGGAGCAGGUCACUUUCCACCAUGAAGGUUUCUUCUGGAGGUGCUGGUUUGUUGGCGAUGUAGGAGAAGACACAAACAGUAUUUGGAAAUUUUGGUACACCAACCAAUUGCCAUCUAAGAAUUGCACGCAUGCCUACCUUUCUCCAUUUCCUUUUAUCCGAGAUGAACACAACUCAACCUCCUAUGACUCUGCAAUCAGUAAGUACUUCCUUGGCCGCAAAUAUGUACAGUGCCUAUAGUUUCAGGAAAACAGU
Pelodiscus sinensis (Chinese soft-shelled turtle) is the source of this 599-nucleotide messenger RNA. The record is from RefSeq and is a predicted model, not a curated record. Lineage: Eukaryota; Metazoa; Chordata; Testudines; Trionychidae.